AUGGAAGAGGAGCAAACAAAAACUACCCUGACUUGCAUGCUAGCUACAUUAACGAGUGGACAAAGCGUGAAGCUAGAAAAAAUUGUUUCAGGGAUCACUUACACGGGUCAUUCUACAUCCGAUUACAUGGCAUGGUAUCGAAGUAUCACAAGGUUGCUCAUCACUCCACCUUCAAUUCAACGUCCUCCAAGUCACUAUCAACCUGCUACAACUGACCUUGUGAAGGUUAAUACUCUCAUCAAUGUUGUAUCGAGAUGCACCCGAGCGAUCUCAUCUGCUGAAGAUUUGACACCUGAAAAGGCCUUACCUUUCACUUUGGAUGCAUUACGCAGCUUUUCAUUGGCAUCGAAAGCCAAGCGACCACCUUCCGCACGAGCAAAACGAGAUCGAUUUAGAGCCCCCCGUGUUACUCCUGCAACUCCAGCAUCAUCUCACCCUCAGACUCCAACUCCAACUACCUCUGACAUCGAGACCUCAACUGCAGCAUCCUCUCAUGUUCAGACUCCCAUUUCGGUGGACAGGUCGACUCCUAUUCCUACUCCUACUCCUACUCUUACACCUACUCCUACUCCUACUACUCCGACAUGUGCUCCUAUGCUUGAACCUUUGAAACCUCCUGAAUCAUUCAUUGCAUCCCCUCCUGGACACAUAUUCUACGAACGCCGCAAGCGUGACAAGAAUGUACCUUCUUUGGUUACUAUUUUCUGGGACUGA
Molecule: messenger RNA, 714 nt
Organism: Chenopodium quinoa (quinoa)
Lineage: Eukaryota; Viridiplantae; Streptophyta; Magnoliopsida; Caryophyllales; Amaranthaceae
Product: anti-sigma-I factor RsgI2-like
Exons: 3
Coding region: 1-714 (237 amino acids)
Source: RefSeq, a predicted model, not a curated record